Molecule: messenger RNA, 1830 nt
Organism: Acomys russatus (golden spiny mouse)
Lineage: Eukaryota; Metazoa; Chordata; Mammalia; Rodentia; Muridae
Gene: Angel2
Product: angel homolog 2
Exons: 9
Coding region: 174-1808 (544 amino acids)
Biological process (GO): 3'-UTR-mediated mRNA stabilization
Molecular function (GO): mRNA 3'-UTR binding; 3'-5'-RNA exonuclease activity
Source: RefSeq, a predicted model, not a curated record
AACUGCCCCAAAAGGCAAGAUGGCGACCCAGCCUGCGGCGAGACGCUCCUCCCAGCAUGCCUAGCGGCCGGCCCCAUCUCCGAGGAGCGAUGGGGAUCCGGCAGGGCCCAGCGAGUGGCCGAGGCUGAGGCGCAGCCACCGGCCUGGCCGUUGGGCGCUCGCAGCGAGCCAAGAUGGAGACGUGGCGCUGUGUGAGGAGGGGCUACGGCCGCUGUGUAGCGGGGCGAGGCCGGUACUCCAUGUUUCCCUGCCCUCUGAAGAGUUUGGGGCGAGACUGGAGCACUCCAUGGGAGGAUCUGCAGAGGUAUUGCUGGAACAGACACAUUUCUGGCAGUCUGAGGUGGCCUGGACAUUACUCACGUGCACCUUACCCAUACUUGAGUAGCAGACAUUUCUCGCUGAACUGUAGACCACCCCUUCUGUUUGAGUCUGGAACUCGAUUUCAGUAUUAUAAUUGGAGACCUGACCACCUGAGCAGCACAGCUUUCAUCCAUCUCUCUAGUCACGUCAUGAGCUCUGACAGAGAGGAGCCCUCAUCUAAAAGAAGAAAACACCAAGGAACUAUAAAGAGGAAUUGGGAGUAUUUGUGUGGCCAUAACACAGAAAAAGUGAAGGACCUGGAAGGCAAAAAUGUUGCCUCCGCAUGUGAGGACAGUGAAGCCAAGUUUGACUUCUCGGUGAUGUCUUACAACAUACUCUCCCAGGACUUACUGGAGGACAACUCGCACCUCUACAGACAUUGCCGACGUCCAGUGCUACACUGGGGUUUUCGCUUUCCUAAUAUUCUGAAAGAAAUCAAACAUUUCGAUGCAGAUGUGCUUUGUCUACAGGAAGUUCAAGAAGAUCAUUAUGGGACAGAAAUCAGGCCAAGUCUGGAAUCACUGGGUUAUCACUGUGAGUAUAAGAUGAAGACAGGAAGAAAACCUGAUGGCUGUGCCAUUUGCUUCAAACAGUCCAAAUUUUCACUCCUAUCUGUGAACCCAGUGGAGUUCUGCCGCCGUGAUAUUCCUCUGUUGGACAGAGACAACAUUGGGUUAGUUUUAUUGCUGCAGCCCAGAAUCCCACAGGCUGCCUCUCCCUCCAUCUGCAUAGCUAACACACAUCUGCUGUAUAACCCACGGCGAGGUGAUAUCAAGCUGACCCAGCUGGCGAUGCUGCUAGCAGAGAUUUCCAGUGUGGCCCAUCAAAAAGAUGGCAGCUUCUGUCCCAUCGUCAUGUGUGGUGACUUUAAUUCUGUUCCUGGUUCUCCACUCUAUAGUUUCAUAAAGGAAGGAAAGCUGAAUUAUGAAGGCCUUGCGAUUGGAAAGGUAUCUGGCCAGGAACAGUCUUCACGGGGACAAAGAAUCUUAUCUAUUCCAAUUUGGCCCCCAAAUCUAGGCAUCUCACAGAGCUGUGUGUAUGAGGCACAGCAGGGUCCCAGAGCAGACAAGACAGACAGCGAUGUGACUCAAGCCCAGCUGGAGAAAACAGAGGUCCUAGUGCCAGCUGAAAAAGCGUCUUCACACCUACAGCACCGUUUCAGCUUGUCAUCUGUUUAUUCACAUUAUGCUCCUGACACUGGAGUCCCAGAGGUGACCACAUGCCAUUCCCAGAGCGCCAUAACUGUCGAUUAUAUUUUCUACUCUGCAGAAAAGGAGGACGCUGUUAGGGCUCAAGGAGAUGAAGUCGCUUUGGUUGGUGGCCUGAAGCUUCUAGCUAGACUGUCACUUCUUACAGAACAAGACUUGUGGACUGUGAACGGCCUUCCCAACGAGCACAACUCCUCAGAUCACCUGCCUUUACUGGCCAAGUUCAGGCUUGAGCUCUGACUGUGGCUCAUCGCACAGCUUC